Molecule: messenger RNA, 480 nt
Organism: Culicoides brevitarsis
Lineage: Eukaryota; Metazoa; Arthropoda; Insecta; Diptera; Ceratopogonidae
Gene: levy
Product: cytochrome c oxidase subunit 6A2, mitochondrial
Exons: 3
Coding region: 80-406 (108 amino acids)
Biological process (GO): mitochondrial electron transport, cytochrome c to oxygen
Cellular component (GO): mitochondrial inner membrane
Molecular function (GO): enzyme regulator activity
Source: RefSeq, a predicted model, not a curated record
CUCUUGACACUUGAAGUUCGAUCAAUUUUUUCAUUUUUCGAAAGCGACUUGGUAAAAAAUUUAUUAAAAUCGUGGAAAAAUGUCCUCAAUGGUCUUGAGAAAGUUCUCCACAUCGGUGGCUCGACGUGCAGCGGCCGACUUAGCCAAUGCCCCGAAAGCCGGACAUGGUGGCGGUUCAAAGAUGUGGCGUAACAUGUUCUUCUUCGUCGGAAUCCCAGCUGUCGCUUUGUGCUUCGUCAACUGCUAUUUGGACCACAAGAAUCACCCACAUCAACGUCCAGAAUUCAUUAAAUACGAAUAUUUGCGUGUUCGUACCAAGCGUUUCCCAUGGGGCGAUGGCAACAAAUCAUUAUUCCACAACCCCCACGUCAACGCUUUGCCCGACGGCUAUGAGGAAGAACAUUAAAUAACAUCCCAAAAAACGUGUAGAAAUGUUAAAUAAAAUUCUGAAUAAAUGAAAGGCUAAUGUAAAAAAUUGCA